Messenger RNA from Metarhizium robertsii ARSEF 23, 561 nucleotides. RefSeq names its product btb/poz-like protein. The transcript has a single exon. Bases 1 to 561 code for a protein of 186 amino acids. Lineage: Eukaryota; Fungi; Ascomycota; Sordariomycetes; Hypocreales; Clavicipitaceae. The record is from RefSeq and is a predicted model, not a curated record.
AUGGCAUCGCCCUCAGCGCCGAUGGGUAUUUACACUUUUCCAGUCCCGACUCCUUCCCGGUUAUGUCUUUUUUGCGUCAGAAACAAACGACUGCCGGCUCAAGAGUCAAGAUCAACGGCAUUACUAACUCUCGCGUGCAGCAAGGACCUCUAUUUCAGCGUCAUUAGCGGACAAGAGCUUUGGUCGGUGCCGACGGCGGCCUUGCGCGCGCGCGACGCACACAGCGAGCUGGUUGUGCAGGCGAGCGUGUCGGCCAAGGGCCAAAAGGGCGUCGGGGACGGCAUGGAGACGGACAGCAAUGGCAUCAUUUACACGGGCCAUGUCGAGCAGGAGGCCAUCGUGUCCUACGCGCCCGGCAACGCGACGGUCCAGACGUUCCUGCGCGAUCCUCGGAUCAGCUGGGUUGAUACCCUGAGCGUCGGCUGGGAUGGCUCCUUGUACUUUACCGUGAACCAAGUCCACCUCAUGCCCGGCUUCUUCCCGGGCGCUGAGCGUCGCCAGCAUCCGUAUGUGCUGUUUAAGACGCAGCUGCCUGAUGGUGGUAAAAAGGUUGGCACAUGA